CGCUACCCCGCCCUGGUCCACCCGGCUCCUCCUCUGCUCUUGGCCCGGGGCCCAACUCGACUCUGCUGGGAACGGAGAGUCGAUGCUGGGCCCUAUUGCGGCGCACUGCCCUUCCCCACGGGCAGCUAUUUGGCCUUGUGGCAGAUCCCCAGCCUGCCCUGAGUGUUGGGACCAUGGCCUCCAUCAAUGAGUUGCCCAGUAAUAUUCUCCUGGAGCUGUUCUCCCUGAUACCAGCCCGGGAGCUCCUAUUGCACUGCCGGCCAGUCUGCAGCCUGUGGCGCGACCUCAUUGACCUGGUGUCUCUGUGGAAGUUGAAGUGCCAGCGGGAGGGCUUCAUGCCCAAGAAGUGGGGCCAGCCUGUAUCUGACUGGAAGGUUUUCUACUUCCUCUGCAGCCUCCGGAGGAACUUGAUCCGCAACCCCUGUGCUGAAGAAGGCUUUGAGUUUUGGACCCUGGACGUGAACGGAGGAGAUGAGUGGAAAGUGGAAGACUUGCCUGGUGAUCACAGGAGGGUGUUUCCUAACUCCCAUGUCAAGAAAUAUUUUGUCACGUCUUAUUACACCUGCCUCAAGUCUCAAUUAGUGGACCUGAAAGCUGAAGGAUAUUGGGAGGAGCUAAUGGACCGGACCAGACCAGACAUCGUGGUCAAGGACUGGUUUGCUGCCAGACAAGACUGUGGCUGCAAGUAUCAGGUCUGUGUGCAGCUCCUGUCUUCAGGCCAUGUGCCUCUGGGCACCUUCCAGCCAGAUCCUGUUGCCAUCCAGCAGUGGAGCGAUGCCAAGUGGAGAGAGGUCUCCCACACGUUCUCCAACUACCCACCUGGUGUCCGCUAUAUCUGGUUUCAGCAUGGAGGAGUGGACACACACUAUUGGGCUGGCUGGUAUGGGCCCCGGGUCACCAACAGUAGCAUCACCAUUGGUCCUGAACUGACUUGAGCUAACAUACAGCCCUCAUCUGCUGCACCCUGACCUACUGCUCCAUCAUCCUAGGUCCUCCUUCUUUGCACUGCUGUUACCGUCAACUCUCAAUUAUCCAGGGACCGUGAGCCUGACAGGUACAUUAUCCAGGCCCCUCUCUGCCACAUGAUGAUUCCUGGUUGCAGUCAGAACAACGUGAAACCAUGGAAAGAAAUCACUGGCUCUGAAGUCAGGAGAUGUGGAUUUGAAUCCCCAGCUCUGCUGCUUCCUGUGUGACCCAGAACCACGUAACUUUACCCUCUCUGAACCUUAGCUUGUUCCUCUGUAAAAUGAGGAUGAGUCCAGGAUGGUUCUGAGGAAAGCACUUUGUAAUCCUUCAGGGCAAUAUAGAGCUGUGAAUUAUUAUGAUUAUUGCACAGAGGACUCUACGCCAGAGAACACUUUCCAGAAUAUUUACUUCCCAUGAGGAAGGCAAGGCAGAUGCUGGCAUCUCCCUCUAUCAGAGGAGGAAACUGAGGCUGAGAGAGGAAAAGAAGCUGGGCCAAGGUCAGACAGAGUGAUGGCGGCUGGGACUAAUAGCCAGGUUCCUGCGGCCUGCUCAGGGACUAAAGGCCGGGUCCCCUGCUGCUUACUCCCAGAACCCUCUCCCCCAGUGCCUCUGAGCAGGGAAGGGGUAAGUCAUCUGGACCCCUCGAGGCACUUGGAGAGCAGUUCAAGGAAAGGCUUUAGUGCAAGGGGACUUGGGACCACAGUUGAGUUGAGCUAUAAGUUGGAGUCUGGGCUCCUCCCCAGCCUGGCACGGAUAGUGGCGAGUUGACUAGCUAACUCACCAGCCUCUUCCAACUCUUUUUUCUCCCUCGCUUCUCUAGUGUUUUUCACUGUCCCCAAUUUUUAGUCACCACUAGUUUCUCCUUUAUAAUACCUGAAAAGACGUGGGGGCCGAGUUUAUCGGCUACAGUAUCGGGAGCUAUCAGGAGCUUCAGGGAGAGAGAGGGGGUAGAUAGCUAGUUUGCUGAUGGACCCCACCACUGAGGAUGAAGCUAUUUUCUUGAUUUAAUCCCUCCUUGACAUCUCGACCCCCAGCACCAGAGGGUGCUCUAGCCCCAGAGAGAACAGAGGUCCAAGGGAGACCCAUCUCCCCUGGAUGGGGAGUUCAGUGAAUCUGGAGCAGGCAACGUCCCACCGAUUCUGAAUUGUCCCCAAGAAAACUAGGUGGCAUCUGAGGUCUGGUCCAAGGUGAACCCAAGUAUUGAGAGCCUAAUCAGACCCCAGGAUUUGAUUCGGGGGAAUGGGAAUCUUCCCAUUUGGGAGAUGGGAAUCAAGAGAAAAAGGAUCCUCUUCUCAACAGCCAGAUAAUAUCAGCUCCUGCCCCUUUCCACUCCUCUUGGGCCUUUUACCCUUGGGCCAUCCUCUUCCUGAGGCCUGGGUGUCCUCUCUGCCCUGCCCUCACUCUCAGUAGCCCCCAUGAGCCAAGGCUUGCCUACACUAAUGAGUCUUCCAAAGCUCCUGCCAGGAGCUGCCAUUCUCAGGAUCCCCACACUCCCUCUGGCUCUCUCCCUCCUGCUGCUCUGAACCCCACACCUUCCUGCUCAAGUGCCACCAGUUUUCCUCCUCAGAUUCUUCUCUUUGGAGCAAGUAGCCAAAUAAAAAAAUGUUUCAA
Messenger RNA from Sarcophilus harrisii (Tasmanian devil), 2577 nucleotides. RefSeq names its product F-box protein 44 (gene FBXO44). Lineage: Eukaryota; Metazoa; Chordata; Mammalia; Dasyuromorphia; Dasyuridae. The coding region runs from base 174 to 935 and encodes 253 amino acids. Gene Ontology annotation, cellular component: cytoplasm; SCF ubiquitin ligase complex. The record is from RefSeq and is a predicted model, not a curated record. The transcript has 7 exons. Gene Ontology annotation, molecular function: protein binding; ubiquitin protein ligase activity. Gene Ontology annotation, biological process: glycoprotein catabolic process; SCF-dependent proteasomal ubiquitin-dependent protein catabolic process.